Molecule: messenger RNA, 1494 nt
Organism: Schizosaccharomyces cryophilus OY26
Lineage: Eukaryota; Fungi; Ascomycota; Schizosaccharomycetes; Schizosaccharomycetales; Schizosaccharomycetaceae
Product: iron-sulfur protein I
Exons: 2
Coding region: 198-767 (189 amino acids)
Biological process (GO): iron-sulfur cluster assembly
Cellular component (GO): mitochondrion; cytoplasm
Molecular function (GO): 2 iron, 2 sulfur cluster binding
Source: RefSeq, a predicted model, not a curated record
AAUCAGGAGCCUGACAAUUAUAUAAAAACUGGAAACAUGAUGAGUACUUGUCGUUAGCCAAAAACAGAUAUUCAUGGGAGACAACAAUUGAGUCUCCAAACACGUUAAAUUUGAAAGAAUUUGGUGUUAUUAAUAAUCAUAUCAAGGAUUUGAGGUUUGAUCAUCGAAACCCGAAAAAUUUGGGCAAAUUCUCAAGGAUGCUUGGACAUUUAUGGACUCGGCAGAUUUCGCGAUCCUCCUUGCGCGAGGGCGUGAUUAGGAAUUUCGUUCGAAAUCUCUCUUUAUAUGAAAUUCAUAACCUGAAAAACCCUCAUUCAUCUCCGCCAAAAUCGCAAAAUAUUCAAAUUCCUCCACCCACCCGUUUACGUGGUGCAACUCCCUCCAAUGAAACUUCUAAGAAAGAACUUGCUCCUACUAGACAUAUGCCCCGUAAAAAUGUUAUUAAAUUGACUCCAGAUGCAGUGAAUCAUUUACGAAACAUGCUGAAUGAACCCGCUAUGAAGGAUAAACUCUUGCGAAUUGGUGUAAAGCAAAAGGGUUGUGCUGGCCAGGCCUACUCGUUAGAAUACAUUGCACAGCCUGAGAAGUUUGAUGAAAUUGUAGAGCAAGACGGAAUUCGUAUCAUAGUAGCUCGAAGGGCUUUACUGCAAAUCAUCGGUUCUGUAAUGGAUUACAAGGAUGAUGAAUUACAGUCGCGGUUUAUUUUUACCAACCCGAAUAUCAAAUCUACUUGUGGUUGCGGAGAAUCUUUCAGCACGAUAAAAUAAUGCAAAAGUACAAAAAAAAUAAAAAUUAAAAGAGCUUUGUUUUACGAAUUCUUAUGAUUGCAACGUUUAUUAAUUAAUUCCCUACAAUGGCUUUUUGUUGGUUUCUUCGUUCAUGCUUUAUGCCCCUUUUCUGCGUUGAGCACUGGUCCUGUGCUUUCCUUCCUUUUUCUUUUAAUCAACUACUUACCUAAUAACAAAUAAUGAUGUUUUGCUAUUGUGGCUUUUUUAUUUUAUAUGAAUUUUUGUGAAAUCCGCUGUCUGCGUAAAGUAAUAUGAUGAUUUUAUUUCUAAGCUGUGUUUGCUCUGAUUCGCUUUUCUUUUUUUCUGCACAUCUAUAGUUUACGAAACGACGAGAGUCACAAGCUGUCAAAGAUUUUUCUAAGUGGUUUGAAAAUACCUUGAAGGGAAGAUACUUCUCAUUCUUGAUAGAAGUUGUCGAAAGAGGAUCUCACUUACUUCAAUAUCAGUGCUAUAGUCUGCAAUAGAGUUUUGAAUGAAUUCAAAAAUAAUUUGAAAGACACUUAUCAUUUCUCGUUCUUCCUGUUGGUUGAAGGUAGUAUGGGACUCAUCGGUUGGAAUGUUUGGUAAAGCUUUCCUUCAAACUUGUUCAUCUACAAACGAAUUCUCUUGUUAGCAUUGUCGUAGUAUAAAAGUAAAUCAAAGAUAUUACCCAACCUGAGGAUGUUUGUACUCCAACAUGUAGCCAUAAACUCCAUGCACCCAUUCG